Ceratitis capitata (Mediterranean fruit fly) is the source of this 910-nucleotide messenger RNA. RefSeq lists its product as hypothetical. The record is from RefSeq and is a predicted model, not a curated record. Bases 248 to 814 code for a protein of 188 amino acids. The transcript has 2 exons. NCBI's taxonomy places the organism in Eukaryota, Metazoa, Arthropoda, Insecta, Diptera, Tephritidae.
UUUUUUUAAUAUUUUUUAGACCAUUUGAAGUUUAUAUUGUGAUUGGACAUAUAAAAAAUAUGCACCGAUAUUUUACAAAAUUUUUUUAAAGUAAUUAAAAUUCUUACAUGAAUAGAAGCCAUGUUUCAAUAUUAUCAGCAAUCUCUAACAUGUUUGGCAGGAAAUUGUAAAAGCUAUAUAUACCACAUGGGCUCAGCCACACGCAUAUUUAUUCGUUAAUAUUUCGAGCUUUUCUAUACCUCUCAGCAUGAAAUUCUGUGAAAUUUCCAUUGGUCUGAUAUCAGUUUGCAUGCUAUUCGGAUUUGUGCAAAGCGAGCAACCCUACAUUGUAAAAAAUGAAGGCUGGGAAUAUUUCAAUGGUAUCUUUGAGACCACAUUCCAUUUGGGUGAAAUGAAAAUUAUCGGUCGCCAACGGUACAUCAAUGGCACAAUAAAAUUCACCGAAGAUAUGGCCAGUGAUCAUUUCUCCUUUCAAAUAGAAUUAUAUUCCUGUCCGCAAGGCGAAAAAAACUUCAAACUCCUGCCAAUGGGUGUACCACGCACCCCCAUCUGUGAAGGUCUCAAGGAGCUAUUUCCAAAAGUACUGCAAGCAUCAUUUAUUGAAGGUGAAAAUACGAAUUUCCCAUUUGUGCCCGAUGAGGGUUUGUGCCCCAUACCGAUGGGUGAAUAUUAUAUAAAAAAUUUAGAAUUCGAUACGGACUCUUGGCCAAAUCACAUUAUACGUGGUUUGUUGAAGGCGAAAUUAACUUUUUUCAAGGAUGCCAUAAAUGUUGGCGGUGGUGCGCUGAUCAUGCGUGUCGAAGAUCGUGAAUGAGAAGUGUGUGAGAGAAAGAGAGUAAAGUAAAGUUGCUUUUUCAAUGUGUUUAAUAAAGAAAAUUGUCUAGAGGAAUCAGUUUUUUUUUAAUUUCGA